Molecule: messenger RNA, 1657 nt
Organism: Aspergillus melleus
Lineage: Eukaryota; Fungi; Ascomycota; Eurotiomycetes; Eurotiales; Aspergillaceae
Product: DUF3425 domain-containing protein
Exons: 2
Coding region: 629-1570 (313 amino acids)
Source: RefSeq, a predicted model, not a curated record
GGCGAAUUUUGUCUUCUUUUGGAUCAAUUCGGAUACCACACUUUACUUGGCUGCCAUCAUAUUGACAGGUGCACAAUCCAGCGCUCGGAAUUUCACCCAACGAGGGUCGACGACUAGGUGGACAUUGUGCCGACCCAGUUUUCAAAGAAAGAAAGAGAGGUAUGGUGCCAUUCAAUGCUGCGCAGCUCUAUUAUUAAUAAUUAAUAUAGUCUAUCGGCCGUUAUCUCCGCGCACGAUCCGCAAGACAUGUGGAUCAUCAUGAUGUCGUUCGUUAGGAUGUGCUGAAGAAACGAAAACAGGCCAUAGCUGCUUCUAGUGGACCGCAGCAAGGUUUCCUCGACCUGAUUAUUGGAGAAUGAGGCAUGCCGAGAAAUGAGCCACGCAAGCAAUUUUUCACAGACUUCACCAUAAAUAGCUGCAGGGUCACCGGUGACCAGCGACCUUCUAUAUACUCCAGACAGACGUACGGUAAGUAAUGACGAGACGGAUACUGCAGAUCCACCGCCACCAAACGACCGCUUAACUCCGGACCCAAACUUGGCGUUGUCAGCCGCCUGCAUAAGUAGCGUCAAGCCCACCCGACGGCCCGCCUCUUUUCUACAAAACGAGACCGCUUCCCUUUGACAUCAUGGCCACCGACGACCUGACUACUCUGAAACGCGACAAUUCAACCUCGCCUGAGCUGGAGAGUCUUCCGCGCGAACAUGUCGAGCCUGAUAAUUGGAAAGGCUUGGCAGAUCCGAAGGAGCGCAGGCGGAGGCAGAAUCGGGUAAACCAGCGCGCCUAUCGAAAAAGGAAGCAAGCGCAGCGGCAAGGCAUCAAACUUCCAUCAUCCGAACUCGUUAACCGAAUAUCUACUUCCUCCGGCUCCGAAGAAAACACCUCACCCUCGUCCUCAUCCAACACAGACUCUACGCCCACUACCAGCACGACACUAUCCAUUCGAAAUGCCAAACCUUCCUCGCAAACACUCACUAUCUCCAGCCGCUGCAUCGGCCUAGACGAAGCCUCUCUCCUCCUCGACCAACUCAGCAAAGCCGCCUACGAAAGCUACAUCAUCGGCUCCCCUGCCUCCGACCACCUCCUAACCCUCAGUAAAAUGAACGUAUUCCGCGCCUUCGGCUCAAUAAUGGCGACCCUCGGCAUGAAACACGACAUGGAAUGGCUCCACGACGACGCCAUUUCACCCUUCUCCACGCUCCAACCGGGCUUCGUCGAAGACACAAACCUACCCAUCAACCUCCGCCCGACAGCCCUCCAACGCCGCAAUCCCCACCACCCCUGGCUCGACUUCUUCCCGCAUCCGCGCAUGCGCGAUAAUUUGGUCGCUGCGGGGGACACGUUCGACGACGAGCAGCUCUGCAUCGAUAUCAUGGGAUUCUGGGACAUGUCGAACGAGAGCUGUAGUAUGCUCGUGUGGGGAGAUCCGUCGGACCCGGCCAACUGGGAGGUCACGGAGCAGUUCCUGCGCAAGUGGCCGUGGGUUGUGCGCGGGUGUGGCGGGCUCAUGGAGGCGACGAACCGAUGGCGGGCGAGUCGCGGGGAGAAGAUGAUUUUUCGGUACCUUUAACGGCAAACGCCCAAAACCACUGGAUUACUACUUAUGCAAUUGAGCGACUCGGCUUGGCGUAUGAUGUAUGAAACCAAAAAUCAAUCG